AGAUUCGAAGCGCAUUACUCUAAUUUGACCAAUCUAUCUAGGGUUUCUCUGGUCACUUGAAGCUUCUCCCUUAAACCUGGUCUCACUCGUCAACCUCUUCCUCUUUUCCCCCUGUCGCCCAAGAUUGAAUCUUUUUUCAGUCAGUUCUGGCUUCACCGGAUAAUUAAGGAAUUCAGUAAGAUAUAAGUUCAUUCUGACAACAUGGAGACUAAGAAUGAGAAUUCUGAUGUUUUACACGCUGAGGAGUUCAAAAAUCAGGCUAACGAAGCUUUCAAAGGUCAUAAAUACUCCAAUGCAAUUGAUCUUUAUACAAAAGCUAUUGAACUCAACAGCAACAACGCUGUGUAUUGGGCAAACCGUGCAUUUGCUCACACAAAACUGGAAGAAUAUGGCAGUGCAAUACUGGAUGCAUCAAAGGCCAUUGAAAUUGAUUCAAGAUACUCUAAGGGAUAUUACAGGCGUGGUGCUGCUUAUCUUGCCAUGGGAAAAUUUAAGGACGCCUUGAAGGAUUUCCAACAGGUAAAAAGGUUUUCUCCUAAUGACCCCGAUGCCACAAGAAAGCUAAGAGAAUGUGAGAAAGCAGUGAUGAAACUCAAAUUUGAAGAAGCAAUCUCCGUCCCAGUAGCUGAAAGGCGUUCAAUAGCUGAGUCCAUUGACUUCCACACAAUAGGGAACAACCCCAGAUCAUCAUUCAUGCCCACCAAAACGGCUCUAGCAGCAGUUGUUGCAGCAGUAAUGGUGGUGGCGGUCCGGGGAUUUGCCACAACUGAGAUACUCAUGGUGUUGGUUUCGGUGGUAUUAGGGACGUUUUGGUGGGGUAGCUCUGGUAAGGUUGAGCCACAGUAUUCUGGUGCUAGGAUUGAGGGAGAAGAAGUUUCUUUGGAUUUUGUGAAAACGAUGAUGGAAGAUUUCAAGAACCAAAAAACAUUGCAUAAACGGUACGCAUAUCAAAUCGUCUUACAAACAAGACAAAUCUUGCUAGCACUGCCAUCUCUUAUCGACAUUAGCGUUCCGAAUGGCAAACAUAUCACUGUAUGUGGUGAUGUUCAUGGUCAGUUCUAUGAUCUACUAAAUAUCUUCGAGCUCAAUGGCCUUCCUAGUGAGGAGAAUCCAUACCUCUUCAAUGGUGACUUUGUGGACAGAGGCUCAUUCUCUGUUGAGAUCAUUCUCACACUAUUUGCUUUCAAGUGCAUGUGCCCAUCAUCCAUUUAUCUAGCCAGAGGAAACCAUGAAAGCAAGAGUAUGAACAAAAUUUAUGGUUUUGAGGGAGAGGUUCGGUCCAAGUUGAGUGAAAAAUUUGUGGAUCUCUUUGCUGAAGUUUUCUGUUACCUACCACUGGCUCAUGUUAUAAAUGGGAAGGUCUUCGUGGUACAUGGAGGUCUCUUCAGUGUUGAUGGCGUGAAACUCUCAGACAUCAGAGCCAUUGACCGAUUCUGUGAGCCUCCGGAGGAAGGACUGAUGUGUGAACUGUUGUGGAGUGAUCCUCAACCUCUCCCUGGAAGAGGCCCAAGCAAGCGAGGAGUUGGUCUAUCAUUUGGUGGAGAUGUAACAAAGAGGUUUUUGCAAGAUAACAAUCUAGAGUUGUUGGUCCGCUCACAUGAAGUAAAAGAUGAAGGCUAUGAGGUUGAGCAUGAUGGAAAACUUAUCACCGUCUUCUCUGCACCGAAUUACUGUGAUCAGAUGGGUAACAAGGGGGCUUUCAUUCGUUUUGAAGCUCCUGAUAUGAAGCCAAAUAUUGUUACAUUCUCAGCAGUGCCUCACCCGGAUGUGAAGCCAAUGGCAUAUGCAAACAAUUUUCUCAGGAUGUUCAACUAACCAGCAAAAAGUGUCUUCUACUCGAAUGAUAUGCUAAAGGCUCAAGACCAAAAGCGUUUCAGAAGCAUAAUGAUAUAAGUUUCUUUUCCUUAUCUUCUCCAGUUUUUCAUGUUGUUCCAUAAAGGGAGCCCAUGAUAAUUAAAGGUACAGUAUCCGGAUUUGAUCGGUUUUUCCUUUUUGAUAAAGAUGUUCCCUCUUCCUUUAAGCUCAUCCAGCAACUUUGGUCCCUUUUGUCUUAUGUUGUAAGAGGGGUAAUGGAUCAUUCUUAUUUUAGAUGAAAGUCUUGUGAUUUACCAACGAAAGAGUGACCAAAUGACCCCCAAAAACUCUCUGUAUUUAGAUGGUUUCUUGAAUCAAAAAUCGAAACAUGGUUUUGUUUAGCUU
Messenger RNA from Capsella rubella, 2199 nucleotides. Its product is annotated as serine/threonine-protein phosphatase 5. The record is from RefSeq and is a predicted model, not a curated record. Lineage: Eukaryota; Viridiplantae; Streptophyta; Magnoliopsida; Brassicales; Brassicaceae. The coding region runs from base 202 to 1815 and encodes 537 amino acids. Gene Ontology annotation, cellular component: nucleus; cytosol. Gene Ontology annotation, molecular function: protein binding; protein serine/threonine phosphatase activity. The transcript has 14 exons.